GAUCAAGAAAUCAUGAUGGUAUUUCUCCAUCACCACCAACCCCCAUUCAUAAGAACUAACCAUUGUCGUCAUGAUUUCAACUUCAACCUUCAGUUUCAAGCAACAGCAACUGCCCACCAACAACCACCACCACCAACCACCAAAACGACGACAAAACCAGCGAAAAUUACAGCAACUCAAAUCCUCACUAGCUUCUGAUUCUGCUUUCAAUGGCUAGUGUUGCUCCCUCUGUCCUGCUUCUUCUUGCUUUGGUCCAUAAAGGGUAUUGUCAGACGGAUAGCUGUGCUUCUGACCUGAGCACAUUUCUUCCUUCUCCUUUCAAUGUUUCUGGUCUCAGCUGCAAACCCAUUUGGAACAGCUUCAUUCUGAGAUAUUCACAGGAUCAAGAUAACGUUUUAAACAUUGUACUCUCUGCUGUAUAUACAUCUGGAUGGAUUGGUAUAGGAUUUUCAAAUGAUGGUAUGAUGGUUGGCUCAAGUGCAAUGGUUGGUUUCAUUGGUAAAGGAGGCAGAGCACAUAUCAAACAAUACUAUUUAAGGGGCCAAUCAAGCUCAGAAGUCAUUAUAAAUGAGGGUCAAUUGACAGAAACAAAUGUAAAACCGGCCAUUAUUCUUUAUGGAGUUAACAUCUACUUAGCAUUUCAACUGAAGUUCUCGUCUCCUGUUAGUCAGCAGCAGCUACUCUUUGCUUUUUCAACCGCAACCCCAAAUAACUAUCAGCUCACCGAACAUGAUGAUAAGAUAUCUAUUUCCUUCGACUUUUCAGGAGAUUUUUCAGGAGGUACACCUCCUACCUCUUUAUAUCCGUACAAGCUGAAAAGGAAUCAUGGGGCCUUAGCUAUAUUUGGUUGGGGUGUUCUUCUGCCAAUCGGGGCAAUCACAGCAAGAUACGGCAAAGGAUGGGAUCCAUUAUGGUAUUAUAUCCAUGUAAUCAUGCAGUUUGCAGGAUUUAUCAUAGGCCUUGCUGGCGUAGUUGCGGGGAUUUCACUGUAUAAUAAGUUGCAUUCAGAUGUUUUCGCACACAGGGGACUUGGUAUCUUCGUCUUCGUGCUUGGUAUUCUUCAGGUGACUGCAUUCUUCAUACACCCCGAUAAAGACUCUAAGAUCCGAAAGUACUGGAACUGGUACCAUCACUGGGUUGGGAGACUCGCUCUGUUUCUUGCAUCAGUCAAUAUUGUACUUGGGAUUCAAGUUGGAGGAGCAGGAAAUGCUUGGAAAGUGACGUAUGGUAUUAACCUCGCUCUGAUCUUAAUAACUACUUCGGUGUUGGAAAUAAUGUCAUGGACAAGGUUGUCCAAGAAAUUUGUUUCCCCUCCAGCCUUUUAGAUAGUCUAUCCUACAUACCGUUUUCAGCCUACUUGUCACCGUUGAAAGUUCUCGUUUGUUCCCAUUUCCUUUGAGCUAGACAGAACUUAGUCGGAGUGUCGAUAUUGAAAGUAGUUACAAGUUCAUCUGUGAAUCUUCAGAGCCUUAAGAACUGUUUGUCAGACUCAUGAUUCAGUUGACUAUGCAUGUUGUAACUCAAGGAGAGGCGGCAAAAGCAAGGACAGGGAAAGAAAAAGAGGAGAACCAGAACAAGAGGAGUGCAAUAUGUUGUGUUGUGCAGAGUCUUUUGUCACAAUAUUUUUUUGUCAAGGGUAUUGCAUCAAUAUUUUCUUCAUUUUGGUAACCGGAGUGCAUUUUGAUAUGACCUUUUCACUAUGGAUGUAUGGUGAGACAUGGUAGAUAUGAAAUAUUUUAGAGGAAACAUUAAUCUGA
Molecule: messenger RNA, 1757 nt
Organism: Asparagus officinalis (garden asparagus)
Lineage: Eukaryota; Viridiplantae; Streptophyta; Magnoliopsida; Asparagales; Asparagaceae
Product: cytochrome b561 and DOMON domain-containing protein At3g61750-like
Exons: 4
Coding region: 210-1325 (371 amino acids)
Source: RefSeq, a predicted model, not a curated record